AUGGCUGCGCAAAAGCCAGCACAGGAGUACCGUCAGGUAUACGUGUACAUUGAUGGGGUGGAGAAUAUUGACAGAUAUGAUAAAGGCGGCUACCAUCCAAUCACGAUUGGAGAUAUCCUCAACAAGCGUUAUACAAUCGUUGGCAAGCUUGGUCAUGGAGGAUACUCGACUGUUUGGGUCGCGCGGGACAUGCAGCAGGAGGAGUACAUCGCCCUCAAAAUUGGAGUGGCCAAAUCGAGGAUGCACGAGAUUAGUAUUAUGAAAAGUCUCUCGGACUUGAGAUCUAGCUUACCAGCUAAUCCUGUCUCUUUGUCCGGAUUUCAUGCCAUCCCUCGCCUGCUGGAUGACUUCACCAUCCACGGCCCCAACGGAGAGCAUCCCAGUUACACAACUGAUCUGGCGGGGUCCAACCUUGACAAAUCUCUUAAUUCUGGCAUGUUCAGGAUAGAUGUAGCCCGUGCUUUGGCAGUCAAGCUCGUGUCGGCCAUUGCAUAUAUGCAUGGCCGAGGCUAUGUCCACGGAGGUAUGCUACACGGACGUGUGUCGCGCACCCUUCACCUGCAAUAA
Beauveria bassiana ARSEF 2860 is the source of this 567-nucleotide messenger RNA. Its product is annotated as protein kinase domain-containing protein. Gene Ontology annotation, molecular function: protein kinase activity; ATP binding. Bases 1 to 567 code for a protein of 188 amino acids. NCBI's taxonomy places the organism in Eukaryota, Fungi, Ascomycota, Sordariomycetes, Hypocreales, Cordycipitaceae. Gene Ontology annotation, biological process: spliceosomal complex assembly; protein phosphorylation; regulation of mRNA processing. The transcript has a single exon. The record is from RefSeq and is a predicted model, not a curated record.